AAUGGGAUAACCCAAUCAGAAGGCUGCACCUGUUAAAGCAAGAGAUCCUAUGGACAUUCAAUUAGAUCUAAGAAUGACAUAGAAACGUCUAGAAUCUGAAUCAAAAAGAAGUUUAAAAGAAUAAGAUAAGAAUAUUGCAAAGGCAAAAGAGGCUUUAAAAAAAAAUAAUGAAGAAGGAGCUAAGCUAUUUUUAUAAACAGCUAUGGCAAAGAAAUAGGAGAGUGAAAAUUUAUAAAAAAUGGCAACAAGGAUUUAAUUUGUGGAAUCACAAGUAAAAAGUUCAUAAGCCAAUGCUGAUGUAUAAAUAAAAUUUAUAAGUAAUUUAGAUGAUGUAAUAAUUGAAUGUUGUUACACCAAUUAUGUAAUAAUAUGCAAAUACUAUGUCAGUUGAAUAAUUAUAUUAAAAUAUUAAUCAAUUUGAUAGAGCUUUAGAUGACAUUAUGGUAUAAGGUAAAGUAGUUGAUUCAAUGAUGAAUAAAAAUUCAAAUGAUUUUUAAACAAACAUGGCAGUCGAUUAGAUGAUGUAAUAAUUAAAGAAAGAAGAAGCAUUAAAAUUAUAAGAGCUUUAACCAUCAAGUAUAAAUUUGUUUAAUAUAAUUAUUAGAUAUGUAAUUUCAACAAUUACAAUAAUAGUAAUAGUAACCUUAAUAUCAAAACCAAUAGCAAUAUCAAUAAUAGAAAUAUUGAUUU
Molecule: messenger RNA, 690 nt
Organism: Paramecium pentaurelia
Lineage: Eukaryota; Ciliophora; Oligohymenophorea; Peniculida; Parameciidae
Source: the annotation of a GenBank genome assembly